UUCGAUUAGAUUGCGAUGAAGGAGGAAGAGACUAGAGUCUCUGAAAUUCUUCAGUACUAUUUAGAUGGCUAUGGCAUGUCUAUAUUUGGAUGUGUGAGCCUUAUAUCAAACUUUAUCUCAGCUCUGGUUCAUCUCAAAUAUAAGGGAAGAUCAACUUUCGACAAUUUGGUGAUAAUGCUAUCGGUCAGUGACCUUUUAUUCGUUCUUGUUGCAGUCACAGAAAUGUCACUUAUUACAGUUUUCCAGUGGCCGAUACACCCGAGGCAUCCUUUGAUGUUCCUGCUAACUCCCAAGUUCUUUUAUCCAAUGAAGAACAUUCUCAGCAACCUCAGUAUGUUUUUAACCCUGUCUAUAGCUAUAGAGAGGUAUAUGGCAGUCUGCAAACCCUUAACUCACAGGGAUCUGAAAGGAACAUUCCUGGGGAGUGCUUGGAUUCAUCUCAUCGUGUCCACAAUCCUAGCGCUGGGGAUAAACGUCACAAAAUGGUUCGAAACUACUGUGAAAGAGCGUAGUUAUUUCCUCGGAGGGAAGUAUGGAGAUAGAUCUGACCCUGCUCUGUGGAAAACCAAACUGGUUUACAGAAUGACCGACAUGCGAGCCAGCCCAUACUACGUCAGUUUUGGGAUGGUUAUUCCACGCUGGGUUUUCCAAAUGUUGGCUCCUCUGAUUCUACUCACAAUAUUUAGCAUCCUCACAGGGAUUAAACUUAGAGAGUUCCUGGCUAGAUCAGAAAACAGAAAGGAGGUUCGUCCAACAUUAAUCACAGGACUCCUUAUACUAGAGUUCAUCCUACUCAAUAUACCAAGGUAUAUUCUGAUCAUCUCGGAAGCUUUACUCAACACAAAAACUCCACCAGACUGGUUCUUCUGCCUUAUGAGUGUGAACAACCUGCUCCAGAUCUUAAACACAAACAUGAACUUCUUUUUCUACGCGGUGAUGAACAAGAACUUCAGAAACGGCCUCAAAUCUCUGUUUUUCAGAAGAUGUCAAACUGAUAGCCAAGGACCAAUUGUGGAUGUUUGAAGUAUUUGAGAAGACUAGCUCAAUUUCCAGUCGGAAUAUGUUUCUUGUAUGAACAAUUGGUCCGUUCUAAAGACGUACUUUAUAGGAAUAUAGUUUGGCCGUUAGAUGUCUGUUUCACGUCGUCUGGUCGGCCAUUGUUAUAGUCUUGAGAAGAAACGUACUCUGAGCUAAAAACGUGAAAAUAAGAGAAAGCAAGAUGGCCGAAUAAAACUAGUUCCGUUAGAUUCGAGUUUGGAUUCAACACAAGGGACAGGUCGUCAUUGCAUAUGUUUUUUUUAAUUGAGCAGAGAAAUUCAUUCAUAUCACCUCAAUAUCCAGUCCUAACCCUCCCGUCCGUUAUGUUUACAGCAAAUCAAUACAAUAAAUCGUUUACCAAACGCUGAUUGAAAAAAGAUUGAUGUAUCCCUGAUACAAACUUUUCUUGACAUAUUAAAUUAACAAUAUUUUUUUUUUUUUUUUAAUUCAAUUCGG
Messenger RNA from Eurytemora carolleeae, 1494 nucleotides. RefSeq names its product FMRFamide receptor. The coding region runs from base 16 to 1023 and encodes 335 amino acids. Gene Ontology annotation, molecular function: G protein-coupled peptide receptor activity. The record is from RefSeq and is a predicted model, not a curated record. The transcript is spliced from 13 exons. Lineage: Eukaryota; Metazoa; Arthropoda; Copepoda; Calanoida; Temoridae. Gene Ontology annotation, biological process: G protein-coupled receptor signaling pathway. Gene Ontology annotation, cellular component: membrane.